AUGAAGUUCCUCGUCACGUUGCCUCUUCUGGCUGUGGCCGCGACGGCGCAGAUCGCCGCAUCGUCGCAAUCAAACCCUUUGCCGAAUACCCUGGCCUCAUCUCUACGGCCCGCGACGCCUCCGACAAUGACGACGCCGACAGCCACCAACACGGGCAGCAGCGGCCCAAGUCCUUCCUCGGCCCUCGGCAAGACGCCACAGGCCGAUCUACUCGCGCUUCUCGCGCCCGUCGUUGGCACCAUCUCCGAGAGUUUUCAAGCGGCCAACAACAACGCGGUCAAGGCCGAGCAGGACGGGCAGGCUCCCGCUGUGGAGGCGGCUCUGGACGGGAUCAUCUCAGCCCUGGAGGAGGGCACGCUGACGAUAGCGCUGGCGCUUCAGGGCGUUGAGAAGUCACGGCUGGGCGACCUGCUGGGCGGCAAGAAGGGUGCGCUACACGAGGCGUUGGAUGGCUUGCAGUACAGCGUGGCAGACAUUGGCAAGCUGCUGCAAGGGCUGGUGCAUGGUCCCUCGGGGUAG
Messenger RNA from Akanthomyces muscarius, 519 nucleotides. RefSeq lists its product as uncharacterized. NCBI's taxonomy places the organism in Eukaryota, Fungi, Ascomycota, Sordariomycetes, Hypocreales, Cordycipitaceae. Bases 1 to 519 code for a protein of 172 amino acids. The record is from RefSeq and is a predicted model, not a curated record. The transcript has a single exon.